Molecule: messenger RNA, 1953 nt
Organism: Aspergillus ruber CBS 135680
Lineage: Eukaryota; Fungi; Ascomycota; Eurotiomycetes; Eurotiales; Aspergillaceae
Product: flavin-containing monooxygenase
Exons: 2
Coding region: 119-1672 (517 amino acids)
Molecular function (GO): N,N-dimethylaniline monooxygenase activity; flavin adenine dinucleotide binding; NADP binding
Source: RefSeq, a predicted model, not a curated record
CUCAUCUUUCUUAUUCUCCAUCUCUCUGUGUUCUCUCACUACUCUUACUCUACUUCUCUCGGUCUUUUGCUAUUUUCUCAUACUGGGAGAAACCAAUUGGCCAUUGACACCGACAGUCAUGUCCUCGCCGCAGGGCCAGUGGUCUCUCUCGGCCCUCAUCAAAUAUCCAUUUCUGGAAAUCUUUAGUUUCGCCUAUGUCGUCUUCCAGACUGUGCUCAAUUGGGUCUUUGCCCCUGUUCCUCCACCGCCGACUUCGCCUGCCACCAGUCUUCCCAAGAAGCGUGUUGCCGUCAUCGGUGCUGGUCUAACAGGAGUCUCGUCUGCUGCUCAUUGUGUCGGCCAUGGUUUCGAUGUGCAACUCUUCGAGAGUCGAUCUAAGGACAAGGGUCUGGGUGGGAUCUGGAGUAGAGUGAACUCGACAUCCUCGCUCCAGAUUCACAGUCUGAUGUACCGGUUCCAUCCCUCUGUGAGAUAUGAUACCGCCUAUCCGACACAACAGGAAAUCCGCGACCAGAUCGUUGGGGUGUGGAAGCGCUAUGGCCUGCAGAAGCGGACCGUGUUCGACACCAAGGUGACCUCUGUGAAACAAGGAAAGGAUGGUAAAUGGAUCAUCAACGACAAUGAAAAGGAAUACGGCCGUUUCGAUGGCAUUCUAGCCACGGUGGGUGUCUGUGGUGACCCCAAGAUGCCGACUCUCCCCGACCAAAGCAAGUUCAAAGGCGGCCUGUACCACUCGUCCGAUCUCGACGGCAAGCACGUUAAAGGCAAGAAAGUGCUCGUGGUUGGCGGUGGUGCCAGUGCCAUCGAAGCACUCGAGUUUGCUGCUAAGUCUGGUGCCCGCGAGAUCGACGUCCUGUCCCGUUCCGACAAGUGGGUGAUCCCGCGAAACUUUUUUGUACAGUCGUUGUUGGCCAUGAACAUUUUUGGACAAGAAACCACCCUUUCAUGGGUUCCCGAAUGGUUGUUGCACAAGCUGUUCUACCGUGACAUGCAGGACAUUGCCCCGUCCGGAGGUCUCUUUACGCAGACGCCCAUGGCCAACUCGGAGCUGUUCGAUUUGAUCCGAGAUGGUCACGCGCGCUGGAUCCGUGGUGAUAUUGUCCAGGUCCAGGAAGAUGGAAUUCUCUUCAACCAUCGUACCCAAGGUGUUCCCAAGGGCGGCCCUGGCCGCGAAUCGGUCGUGACGGGUGAUGUGAUCAUCUUGGCCACGGGUUUCAAGCGUCCUUCGCUUUCCUUCUUGCCAGACGAAGUUUUCGAAGAGCCUUAUGGACCGCCCAGCUGGUAUCUCCAGGUCUUCCCGCCCAAGUACACCAGCAUCUGUGCCAACAACAGCACCUACGUCGAUGCCAUUGGUACUGUGGGUAACAUGCAUAUUGGCAUCUACACCCGGUUCCUUCUGAUGUUUUUGGUUGAUCCGCUGUCGCAACCGACUGAGGGUCGUAUGAAGACCUGGAUUGACUGGACUCGACUCAUGAAACGGUUCUCCCCUACAGGUGCCUUUGACUUCUUCACCUACUCAGAGCUCAUCUACUGGUUCCUGUUUGUGAUCUUGGUCAACCCUUUCCGUUGGAAGUGGGCGCCAUUUGUCCUGUUUGGUGUCGGCCGGGCUUUGCCAAUGGAAGUGGUUAAGCGGGAAGAGGCCCUUCGCAAGACCUUGAGAAAACAACGUUGAUUAACGAAAAAAAUAAAGCAAAAUGGUAUAGAGGCGUCGGAAUUGCUACAUGUGUAUUGAUGAUUUUCUGUACAGAUAUCCUUAGUUUUAACAAUCACGUGUGUUAUUUUUAUCCUAUCUUUUCCUGCAAAAUCUUUUCAUGGUGUUGCUCUAGGAAGCAUCAUGUUCGAAUAUAUCUCUACUGCCGGCAGAACGAGACAAACGCCAAUCAAUAUAUUACCAAUCUGUAUCUAAAAUAGCACUAUCUAUAAAACAGGAAAUGCAUUGUAAUCGAUUACGCU